Echinostoma caproni is the source of this 2577-nucleotide messenger RNA. The record is from the annotation of a GenBank genome assembly. Lineage: Eukaryota; Metazoa; Platyhelminthes; Trematoda; Plagiorchiida; Echinostomatidae.
GAGGCAUUUAAUUUACUCCACCUAGUGGAUGCCCCUCCGGAACUGUUGGAUCCACUUAGUAAGGCUGAACAGGAUCGAAUCAAGAUGCGUCGGAAACGUGCACGAAAGCUUCGUCAGCGUAUGAAUCAACGAUUGCAAAAGUUAAUCAAGGAUGCUCGACGUUUCCUGAACCUUCCCGACUCUGGUCCUUGGGUAAUAACCCGAAUACAAGCCAUGGAAAAAACUUUGAACUCAUUGCUUCGGUGUUUAUCGGGAACACGAGGAAUGGAAAAGUUCCUUAAUUCCGGUGAAAUGUCAGAAGCAGUCGAUACUGCUAAGAGCACACUGGUCGACCGACAGAUCUGUGUUUCCCUGGGGCUUUUGCCUAUUUUGGUGAACCUUAUCGGCAUCAUUCGAAAUCAACGGCCUUCGUCCACUCAACUCAUUCCUGAUAGGACCUACCAACUGGCCUGUGAUGUACUGCAGGCAGUGUGUAACUCUUGUCCCGAGGCCUGCCAUCAUAUGGUCCUGACCAAUGACGUGUCAAUUUUGGUUGAUUGCUUGGUGACACGUUUCUCUACUCCAAUCUCAAGCGGGCGAUCUCUCGGUACUUCAUUCUCCGAGGUAACGGAUAACACCGACUCGUCUGUCGGACCUGUAUCUAGUCAGCCUUGUACAUUGGCUAUAAUGAAUUGUCUCACGAGGUUACUGUCUGAAUUGGCUAGUGAAUCUGAACCUUUGUCCAGAUCUGCUUCUGCAGAUUGCAACUCGAGUGGUGCCAUGACAAUCAAUCAACCCAAGCUUCAGGAUCUAUUAGGCUACAUUGUCAGCAGUGGUCUGGUCGAUUUGUUAGCCACCAAGUUGUCCAGUCCGCGUCAGGCGAGCUCGUUGAUGCGUAUUGGUAGUCCAAACACAAGCACAAAGAAUGCGGGCACCGGCACAUCGAGUAUGACGACUGCUGCAGAACAAGCACAACGUUUUGUUCUGACUAGCAUCGAUUUCCUUACCUCUUUGGUUCGUCUUUUGGGUCGAAUUUCGGAUCCACCAGUUACCGGAAAAGCGCGUGCCUCGUCCACUGCAAACUGCAACACUGCACCUCGUGGAAAAUCUUCUAUCGAACUAACCGAUGUUUCCAUGGAUGAACCUCAUCUGAACGGAGAUGGUCUGAAUUCGAGAGACCUAAAUGCGGACAACUGUGUAUCGUCUACAACUAACCGCUGUCACAGUGCCUCCUCACGGGACACUCACCUCGGUUCAUCCAUCAGCAGUUCGCGCAACGGCACCGUGGAUGGUGGACUGAGUCAUGGUUCAGACCCCACAAAACUGUUGGAAACCAUUGCCAAUACCGAAGUGUUUGGUCUGAUUCCUUUGCUGUACGGCUUACUGCUUGAUCCGAGUAGUCGUCCUUCGCAAAGUCUACUACCCCAGGGUCCUGCUACCGAAUCACGUGGAACUGGGCCCAGUGCACCCAAUCGACCUUCCGAUGCUAGUCUGACUCCUGUACAGAGAAAGCGUACUGUGCGCACUCCAGCGACCAAAGCACCUGAUUCGGUGGAUAACCCUGGCAGUAAAUCGGAUGAAAUUAAGGCCUUACCCUUCAGAAGUCAAGCAAUCGGACGAAUCACCCUUCAAGGAUUAAAAUUGCUCAACUCAUUAGCAGUGGUCAAUCAACCCGCAUUACAGUCCAUUGUAAGUGGUGAGCUGACUGGCUUGCUAACGCGGCACAUAUUGCUUAGCCUUUUGACUCGAUGUGCCGCCUCCACAACAACGUCCACCAUAUUUGGAACCUCCUUAUCUGUCCCAGGACGCAGUUCACCACCACUUAUAUCCACCAUAUCAAACUCUGUCAAAAACCCAGUAGAUUCGAAGUCAGGAACAAAUGUCUCCAGUGUGGACUCAGCCCAACCACGAAAACACUUGAAGCCUCAUGGAGCUGCGGAUCGUCGAGGAGAGGAGGCAGAUGAUAUAAGUUGCUUAUUGCCGAGCGGUGCCCGGCAGGUUGUUGUCCGUUCUUCAGCAACGGCUCCAGCGAAUCAACUAUCGACUGGUCGAGGUAACAAAGUCUCUAAAUUUGGUCUGCCAUCCUGGGCUUCAGAUAACCCAGAUACCCAAACAGACACACCCAAUCCGAAGGGGGAAGUUCCACCACCGACUAGAGCUUCAGGAUCGAUCUUGAGGCCGACUUUGAUCGACUCGGUUCUACACGAAGCCGUUCUUUGUUGUGGUCAUCUGUGUGCCUUACAUCCAGACAAUCAGAGCAGUUUGCAGCGAGGUCCAUCUCCCACUCUGUUACAGCGCCUGGUCGCUUUGCCGUUCGACUAUUUCAGUCAGAGACCGCUAACUGAUGUCCUCUAUCCAACUCUCAUUGCAUGCUGCUACUUGCAUGCAAGUAAUUUGGCUGUGUUGGAGGCGGAAUUGAGCCCUACUUUGCUGGCAAACUAUAUUGAAGAGCGCCUUUUGGAAAGGACAAUGAACUCACUGACCGAUAGUGACGGAAAGCAACUUACGACAGAUGAACUCCUAGAUACCCGAUUUCGUUUUGAGUAUCGAUUCCCGGUGAGCGAAUGGAACGCCGCCAAGGCAUACUUUGCUCAGUGA